Messenger RNA from Rhizophagus irregularis DAOM 181602=DAOM 197198, 812 nucleotides. RefSeq lists its product as uncharacterized. Gene Ontology annotation, cellular component: SCF ubiquitin ligase complex. NCBI's taxonomy places the organism in Eukaryota, Fungi, Glomeromycota, Glomeromycetes, Glomerales, Glomeraceae. Gene Ontology annotation, biological process: SCF-dependent proteasomal ubiquitin-dependent protein catabolic process. The record is from RefSeq and is a predicted model, not a curated record. Gene Ontology annotation, molecular function: protein binding.
AUUUAACUAGUUAUUACUUCGUGCUAUAACUAACCAUAUUUUCUGAUUGAAAAUUCUUCUAUCAUAUAAAAAUGCAUGAAUCGAAUUUACUUGAGCUUCUUCCGUCAGAGUUGAUAUCAUUUAUUUUAAAGUAUCUUCCAGAUCUAAAACAUGCUAGCGGUAUAAAUGACAUAUGGGAAAGAGUGGUGAAUCUUGAACGGCCCAAAAGGGUAAUUCUUACAGAUUUUCGAUUUAGGAUUGACAUAUGCGCUAAUGCAAAUUUCAUUAGUGAAAAAAUUGUGAAAAUAGCAUACGCAAAAAACAAUAGUAUUCCUAGAGUAUAUGGGUUUCUAGAUGAGUCUUAUUCCACAUUAGGAAAGGUUAAUUUACAUAUUAUCUUAAAUGAUGGCGAGAAGCAUAAAAUCAUACUUACUGAAUUUAUAGUUACUGGACCAGAUUGGCCUGAUCAAUUUCCUGAAAUACUUUUGGGCUCACCAUGGAUGCGAGAAAAUAGUCUUCAACAUCUUGACUUUAGUUAUUGCGGAGUUACUAAUAAGAUUAUUAAAGAAAUUGGUAGUUCAUGUCUUAAUUUAAAGUAUCUCAAAUUGGAAGGGUGUGAUAUUGUUAGCAAAGAAGCCAUAGAUCAGCUCAUUUCACUUAAUCCAAAUAUUCAUGUUGAGAAUUUCGUGUGUACCAUAAUACCAGCCUAUUUUGAUACAUACCCCGGGAUGUAUGAACUGUCAAGGAGACUGAGAAUGACAGUUGACUCACCAAGAGAUAUUAUGUCUGUACAUAAUUAUGUUAGACAAGCGUUAGGGUCGCAAAUGAUCUGA